Rhizophagus irregularis DAOM 181602=DAOM 197198 is the source of this 766-nucleotide messenger RNA. RefSeq lists its product as uncharacterized. Gene Ontology annotation, molecular function: ornithine decarboxylase inhibitor activity. Gene Ontology annotation, cellular component: nucleus; cytoplasm. NCBI's taxonomy places the organism in Eukaryota, Fungi, Glomeromycota, Glomeromycetes, Glomerales, Glomeraceae. The record is from RefSeq and is a predicted model, not a curated record. Gene Ontology annotation, biological process: positive regulation of protein catabolic process.
AUUGGUAUUCAGCUAAAAAACCUGGCUUUAAGAAAAAGCCAGCCCGUAUUGCCAAAGGAACUUUUGGCUAUCUGUUUUUAUCACGAUGGUGCUACUAAAUAUUAUUAUUCUACCUUGGGCAAGAAGACUGGGUGGCGUUCCUACGAUAAUACGAUGAAAAUGCUUUCACGACCUCUAAAUCCCUCAAUACAGGACACGACUCCCGAUUUUUUACUAAACCCCUCAAACCCCUCAAGAAAUUUAAGAAAUUUAGAAGGUAUUUUCCGCCAUCCCAUAAAAAUCGACCGCGAAUUACGCGAAUUAAUAAUAAUUCCAGAAAAAGAUACCACUCCGACUUGGAGUGGUAUAAUUAAAAAUAACACUUUAUUUUUGAGAGUCUCUUCUUUGGAAUAUGACUCUCUAAAGGAGAGCAUUGUUGCUGUUAUCGAGCUGGCCGAAGAAUUACUAAAGUGUGAUACUUUAGUAAUAUGCCUUGAUAGGAAUGACAAAAAUUCCAGCCUUUCUACAUUAAUUCGAAGCUUUUUUUAUUUUGGCUUCGAGCUCGUGCCCCCUGGCACGUAUAAUCAUUCCAACGAGUUCAUUCUUGUUGGAAUGGAGCUCUAAAAAGAUCUAUUGAAUUUUUUUACUGAUCUAUUACGAUUAAAUAAGUAUUUUCAAAUUAAAAUAUAUAACAUAUAACGUAUAUAACAAUUGUAAAUUAUUAUAAUUUUAUAAUAAAUAAAUCAUAUUUUUUUACACGGUUAAAUAUAAGAAUAAAAUAUUCCCG